UUUUAGUUUCCACGGUUGCUUCAUAACAACGUCAUCAUCGUGUGAUCGUCUUUCUCCAAAUAAUUUUCUCCCAAAUUCCUCUCAAAAACCCUAAUUCCCCCAAUCUUAAAAAUUCAUCCAUCGAAUCCGCAAUUCCCACUCACCCACAAAAGAAAAACCCUAACUUUCUCGUUCUCGUUCCCCCAAUUUUGAUGGGUCGCGGCUCAGUAACCUCGCUCGCUCCUGGGUUCCGUUUCCACCCAACAGACGAGGAACUCGUUCGUUACUACCUCAAACGCAAAGUCUGCAACAAACCCUUUAAGCUCGAUGCUAUCUCCGUCACCGAUGUGUACAAAUCCGAGCCUUGGGAUCUACCAGCUGAAAAGUAGAGACUUGGAGUGGUACUUCUUUAGUAUGCUUGAUAAGAAGUACAGUAACGGUUCGAAGACGAAUCGUGCCACGGAGAAAGGCUAUUGGAAGACGACGGGGAAGGAUAGGGAGAUUCGUAAUGGCUUGAGGGUUGUUGGGAUGAAGAAGACGCUUGUUUAUCACAAGGGUCGAGCUCCUCGUGGUGAGAGGACUAAUUGGGUUAUGCAUGAGUAUAGGCUUACUGAUGAUGAGUUGAAGAAAACUGGUGCCCCACAAGAUGCGUAUGUGCUUUGUAGGAUAUUCCAGAAAAGUGGAACGGGGCCUAAGAAUGGGGAGCAGUACGGUGCUCCUUAUAUUGAGGAGGAGUGGGAAGAGGAUAAGAUGACGUUUGUGCCAGAGCAAGAUGGUCUUAGUGAAGCGUUGGCUGUUGAUGAUGAUGUUUAUCUCGACAUUGACGAGUUUGACGAGAAGCCUGAGAAUCUGGUGGUCUAUGAUGCCAUUCCUGUACAGCCUAAUUAUCUUCAUGGAGAGUCAAGCAACAAUGUUGAGUCAGGAAAUUAUUCAGACUCUGGAAACUACAUUCAACAAGGAAACUAUGUUGAGGACUCUGGUGCUUGCUAUGAACAGCCAAUUGAAACGUUUGAGGAGGAUCAGAAGCCUAUCAUUCGGGAAGGUAGCAUUCAGCCUUGUUCUCUGUUCCUCGAUGAACAAAAUGGUUGUGGUAUGCAUGAUGAGAACGCGGUGAAUUUGGAAACAGAGAACAAUAAUGUAUUUGCGACUGGUGAUUGCUACAGUGACAUUCCUAUUGAUACCAGCUAUAUGGCUGACGAGGCAUUCAUCGAUCCUAGCAACAAUCUUCCACUCAGUGAUGGUCUGUUCCUGGAAACGAAUGAUCUCGGCAAUCCUCUACCAGAUGAUUUCAACUUUGACGAUUAUCUUGAAUUCUUUGACGAUGAGGAUGGUCAGAAUUUGACUCUCGAUGUUUCUCAGUUGUUGGGAUCUGAAGACGCAAUUCCUGACCAAGAAGGCCUUGACCAGAUACCUUCCUCUGAAGACUUGGACAAGGAGGUCACAGAAGGCAACGAUGUGGUGGAGAAAGAUGAAAGUGGCGAAGGAUCUUCCUCAAAGCAAGAUGCAGAUGUCACAGACUUCGAUUCAGCUUCAAAGUACCCUUUCCUCAAAAAGUCGAGCCACAUGUGUGGAGCAACAUCUUCAUUUGCUUCCCAGUUCCAAUCCAAGGACAGGCUACACGCAGGGCAAUCUUCAGGUUCGGUUCACGUUACUGCAGGUAUGAUGAGAAUAUCAAACAUGACUCUAGCAGCGGAUACCGGUAUGGGCUGGUCAUAUGACAAGGACGGUAACCUCAACGUCGUCCUUUCUUUCGGCUUGAUCCAACGGGAUGAUGGUGGGGUGAGUUCCUUUGGAAGCAAGGCAGGAGGAGUUCCAGCGACAAGAGCUAUGUUGAUAUUCAUCUGCUUAUGGGUUCUCUUGCUCUCUGUUAGCUUCAAAAUAGGAACCAUGGUCUCUGCUCGGUGA
This is a messenger RNA of Eruca vesicaria subsp. sativa (arugula), 1884 nucleotides long. Lineage: Eukaryota; Viridiplantae; Streptophyta; Magnoliopsida; Brassicales; Brassicaceae. The record is from the annotation of a GenBank genome assembly.